GGAGAAAGAAGAAAAGGGGAAGAAGAAAAUCGAGCGGCGAGGAAGAGGAGGAGGAAGAUGGACGCAAUUCCCGCCACGCCGCGCGCGCCUCACUAAGGCCAACAUGGGCUGUAUCGGAUCCAGAACCAUCAGUAAGACGUCACAGUUUAAGGUGAUGAUGUCACUCAUCUCGUCUUCUUUAUUGUGCGUCUCCAGCAGCCGAUGCGGUGCCGGUACGGAAAGAUGGAGAUCAGCAUGGGCGUGCCGAGUUUUCCUGGGAAGGAAUCAAUCUAUCCAUGGAGGACACCACGUCCAUCCUGCCGCGCCUCAAGAGGAAGUCGGCCAACUCGUACGGCAUCGGCGCCCUGGCUAAGUCGUCUCUGACAGGUGUGUCAGGCGUGACGCGCUCCAUGAAGGACAAGGUGACCAAGCCCACCGCCAUGGCGCAGGGCCGCGUGGCCCACAUGAUCGAGUGGCAGAGUUGGGGCAAACCCUCGGCGGGUCCGCUCAGGGGCGCCGGCCCGCAGCGGGAGAAGGAGCGUCGGAUGGAGAACGAUGCCUACGGCGACCUUAGCGAUGGCGAGAAGGAGGCGCGCUUCGCCGCCGGCAUAAUGCAGCAGUUCGCCAUCUCCGAGGCCACGCUCUUCGGCUGGGCGUCCACGGACGACAACCUGGCCGCCGACUCGUGCCACGGCAGCACGGCGCGCCUCGGCGACAGCAACCAGGACAGCAUCACCAGCAGAGACCAGGUCCUCCACCACUCCACAGCAGACGUGUGGCCUCACACGUACGUGUCCCAGGGCCUCUACUGUCUGUCCUCGUCCGACGCGUGGGAACCAAUCAGCAGUCAGCCUUCACGUGCGGCCUCACCGGCCGGGGGCUCCUACAUCCUGGCAGCAGGCAGCGGCGCGGGCAUGACGCCGGCCGAAGGCUACGAGUCGACAGUGGGCAGUUUCCUCCAGCAGCAGCAGCUCAACCUCCAGCAGCACAACCAGCUGCAGCAACUGCAGCAUCUGCACCAGUACCAGCAGCAGCAGCUGCUGUUGCAAUACCAGCAGCAGCAACAGUUGUUGCACGGCAGCUCCCGUUCCCUUCAGGCCACGCCCAACAGCACCAUCCACAGCCCGGGCCCAGUCACGCACCCACACCUGGCCGACCUGUGGGGGGCGGCGCAGGCGGAGGCGCACAAGGCGGAGCUCGUCGGACAGCUGGCGGAAAUGGCGGGCGGCGGGGACCAGGUGGAUAUCAACGUCUUUGGUUACGCGGAGCAGCAAUGCAACGACGGAGAAAAGGAGAAGGAGGAACUCACCAAGGUGGAGGAGGUCACACCGAGCACGGAGACCAAGCCGUGCCUUCCGAGCCCGUCCCCGCUGUGGGAGGACACGCCAUCCGCCAGAGGUGCCAGCCCAGGAACGCCGGCCGAGGUGAUCCCGUUCGACGUGACGUCGUGCCUCGUCCAGUCGAUGGAGGAGAAGGACGACGACGUGGACGAGGGCGGCGGUGGCGUCAUCGUGGUGGCCACCAACUGAGACACAAAGUUCACAUCGACACAAGUCCAAUAAUCAAUCUUGAUAUUAUCUCGAUAUUACUGAAGGAAUAACCUGCAGGAAGUGGAACAUUAAUCAAGCAAAAAAAAAAUGGGGGGGACCAAAAACCAGCGAACAGGAAGUUAAAGCAGCAAAAGCAUCGCAAUUCAGAGGCGGGACAAACACAAGCAAAGAAUAGAAACAAGAAGAAGGAGGCUGCUUUUGCUUCAAAUCCGCCUUCUGGAACUUCCGGCAAACUUGGCCGACACUGAGUGCUUGCCACAGUGUCGCACUCCAUCCAAUUGCGAUAAAAAGGGAAGACGGUCGACAUAAACGCAGACAUGUAUUUGUGCAUCUCAUCAAAACAAGUCGAGUGGAGCUUUGGUUUUUGUUUCAUCUAAAUGCUGGUUACCGGACAUCUGUUCAGUUUUCACCUCGGAACGCGCGACUCGGCCAUUUCGAUACAUUUUGUGAGUUGUGUGGAGAAAGCUCAACAGACGGCAAGGCAUCUUGCACAACGCAAGGCUUCCUUCUCAACUCAGGGUAAUAAGAAGCCUCCCGCUCUGCUCGGGCAACAUCUGCGGAACAUUGUCAACAGUCAGACCUUCAAAAUAAAAGCAUUCUGCCAGCUGGGUCACAAA
Hippocampus zosterae (dwarf seahorse) is the source of this 2146-nucleotide messenger RNA. RefSeq names its product protein FAM131A-like. The record is from RefSeq and is a predicted model, not a curated record. The coding region runs from base 276 to 1508 and encodes 410 amino acids. Lineage: Eukaryota; Metazoa; Chordata; Actinopteri; Syngnathiformes; Syngnathidae. The transcript has 10 exons.